GAACCAAAGUAUGUCGUGUUUCUACCCGGGUGGAGAAUGCGGGAGCACUCUCGGUCAAACUGAGUAUGCGGUGAACAAAUUUAGCGUAGCUUGUCGCCCGACUGUGUCCAGACAGCAUGUUGUCGAAUAAGUUCGGCCGCCUCAUGUUAGGGCUGUACAGCCGCAAACGGAGCGCUGUGUGCGGCGUGACGCGGAGCGGCUUCAGCUGGACUGCGGUGUGUAAACAGCGGACACUGUGGCUGCAGAGGAGCGCCUGUCUGAAGACCCAGCAACACGCCGUGCCCUGCUCCGUCAGUUUGCGAUCAGUCUCCCAAACCACAGUGGACCCAGAUGAGGUGAGAAGGUUCCAGUCACUGGCCGGCAAGUGGUGGGAUGAACAGGGAGAAUUUGCAGCUCUUCAUGCCAUGAAUGACCUGAGGGUGCCUUUUAUACGGGAUAAUCUGCUGAAUGUGCACAACACGCGUCAUCCUGGGAAACCACUCGCAGGACUCAGAAUACUGGAUGUCGGCUGUGGAGGAGGCCUGCUCACAGAGCCCCUGGGUCGGCUGGGAGCCAGCGUGUUGGGUAUAGAUCCAGUGGAGGACAGCAUCGGCACAGCCCAGCUGCAUUCUUCUUAUGACCCGGACCUUCGCGACCGGGUCUGCUACCGGGCCUGCACUCUGGAGGAGCUCUCUGCAGAGGAGGAGGAGGAGGAGGGAGGAGAGGAGGAGCAGGGGGCGGGCCAGUUCGACGCCGUCGUGGCGUCCGAGGUGGUGGAGCAUCUGGCCGACCUGGAAACAUUCGCCUUCUGCUGCAGCCACGUGCUGAAGCCAGGAGGCUCACUCUUCAUCACCACUAUUAAUAAAACCAACCUGUCGUACGCGCUGGGCAUUGUCGUAGCCGAGCAGCUGCUGCGCAUCGUUCCCAGCGGGACGCACGACUGGGAGAAGUUCAUCAGCCCAGUAGAGCUGGAGCGCCUCCUGGAGUCCAACGGUUUCUCAGUGCAGUCUGUCCAGGGAAUGCUGUACAACCCAGUGUCAGGAGCCUGGAGCUGGACUAACAGCACCGCCAUCAACUACGCCCUCCACGCUGUCAAAGUGAGAGACGAGCAGGCGGGGGAGAGCGGCUCCCACCCAGAGGACGACACUGCAGCCACACACAGCUGAGCCAAACAACCUGAGAACAAGUCAGAACAUAGACAACCAUCAGUGCAGAUGUGUGUGGAGUCCCAGCUUCCCCAUGGAAGACUGAGAUCAUUGAAGGAAAGGGACAAACAGCCUGGAGACAGAAUUAGAGAUGUACUGUAGCUGCUGUUCGCCCUCAGAGUCAGACUGCAUUGUGUUGAUGUGUGGUGAACUGUACGAGGCAUCUGUACGUCCUGUAAUCACUUCAUAACAGAGUUGCAUAACCUCAGAGUUUAUAAUGUUCAUAUUCAUCACUUUCAGCGUACGCUCCACUGAAUCGGCUUUAUAUUUCACCUUGAGUAUUUGCCAUUUCCUCGAUUAAAAUGGUCUCAUCAGCUGCA
This is a messenger RNA of Acanthopagrus latus (yellowfin seabream), 1504 nucleotides long. It is a transcript of the gene coq3, whose product is annotated as coenzyme Q3 methyltransferase. NCBI's taxonomy places the organism in Eukaryota, Metazoa, Chordata, Actinopteri, Spariformes, Sparidae. Gene Ontology annotation, biological process: ubiquinone biosynthetic process. The record is from RefSeq and is a predicted model, not a curated record. Gene Ontology annotation, molecular function: 2-methoxy-6-polyprenyl-1,4-benzoquinol methyltransferase activity. Bases 117 to 1145 code for a protein of 342 amino acids. The transcript is spliced from 6 exons.